GUUGCGAAUUUAUGUAAGUAUAGGCUUCAAUGUCCCUGUAAGUUUCAGUUGGUGAUGCAUAGUGAAUGUUCAUUAUGAAGGUCAUAAGAGAGUCAAAUGGGAUCAGAUAUGUACUUUGGUGCAUAAUAUCGAUAUCAUAAAUUUACUAUUAGCACACUAACUAUCUGUUUGGUUGUUCAGAAGAAUGGUAAUUCGGAUGAAGUUUGGACUUAAGUAAUUGAGUGAAGUAGGGUAUUUAGACUUGGACGGGAACUUUCUGAGGGAAUGACUGUCCGAAUUGUCGAUAGAUCGGCAGGUAGAAUUAUUUGUAAAGAUACUCUGAUAUUAAAGUUAAUGUCUAUAUUAAGGUUAUUAAUUAGGAUAAAAAAGGUGACGUAUUUUUAGAGAGGGAUAGAUUUUUCUCCAUUUAUAUUUUGAAUUUAGAUAGAUCCAUUCGUUUGAGUCCAUUUGCUUGAAAGCUUUUAUUAGCUAUUCAGAUCACUUUAGCAAAACGUGAGAUGAUACGUAAAUCAUCCUUGGGUUUGGAUAUCAAGUGACCCGGUGGAUCGUCGAUCCACAGUUAGACUGGGCCGGGACCCUUGUUAGACUGGGCCGGAAUACUAUCAAAAUUAAAGUAUAUAUAUAAGCGGAGUUCUAUGGUGUGGAUGGCAUAUAAUAUCCACACCUGUGGAUAUUAUGUGGACACCUUGUUCAAUAAAUACGUUUUGGUUGCUUAUGCUCAUAGCUGAUGGGACAUUGACUCUCUCCGAUCGAAUAUUGGAAAAGCUGAAGGCCCCUCCUAGGCCGGAUGAUGUAACGGACAUCAAACCGGAACAACUUCUGGAAGCUGAUGGUUUUAUAUUUGGUUUUCCUUCUCGAUUCGGCAUGAUGCCAAGCCAACUGAAGGCAUUUUUUGAUGCCACUAGUGAGCUAUGGGCCUCCCAAGCACUUGCUGGCAAGCCUGCUGGAAUCUUUUGGAGUACUGGCUUUCACGGCGGAGGCCAGGAACUUUCAGCAUUGACAGCAAUAACUCAAUUAGCUCAUCAUGGCAUGCUUUUUGUGCCCCUUGGAUACACAUUUGGAAGUGGCAUGUUUGAGAUGGAUGAGGUGAAAGGAGGCUCAGCAUAUGGUGCUGGAACCUUCGCCGGAGAUGGAACUCGGCAACCUACCGAGCUAGAACUGCAGCAGGCCUUUUACCAGGGUAAAUAUAUGGCUGAAAUUGCAAAAAAGCUAAAAGUCUAACCUUCUGCUAACAAAUUUAUUCAAGAAUGUCCUGUAGAGCA
Arachis stenosperma is the source of this 1262-nucleotide messenger RNA. RefSeq names its product probable NAD(P)H dehydrogenase (quinone) FQR1-like 3. The transcript is spliced from 2 exons. NCBI's taxonomy places the organism in Eukaryota, Viridiplantae, Streptophyta, Magnoliopsida, Fabales, Fabaceae. Gene Ontology annotation, molecular function: FMN binding; NAD(P)H dehydrogenase (quinone) activity. The record is from RefSeq and is a predicted model, not a curated record. Bases 676 to 1221 code for a protein of 181 amino acids.